GGAGACAGGAAAACUCCCGAGCGCUGCGAGAUUGUGAUAAUACGACGUUACAUUCUCCGGCGACCGGCGACGGGUGGGUGGCUACCGGCCUUACAGUUAGGGUUUAUCAUCCUCGCUGUCGCGUCCACCCAUCCAUAACUUCGCAUUUCUUCGCAAAUGGAGACGUCUCUCAGAUACGGGGGCGACGCCAAGGCUCUCAGAAUCCACGCCAAAGAGAAGAUUCCGAUCGAUUCCAAGACCUUCUUGCAGCUUCAUGGAGAACUCGACACAAGAUUGGGAGCUCCGAGUUAUCUUAGUGCGAUGAUACGACACUUCUACCCAGACCUAUCUGCUAGCCUCGGCGUAGGAGUGCAAUAUGAUAAAAAUGGGAAGCUUCGCUAUAAUGUACGUGCAAAGAAGGCAUUUCCUGUGACUACUAAUGGACUAUUGAGCUUUAACGUGAAAGGACGGUGCGAUGUUGACAAAGAGUUUAAGCAGUGGAAGUCCAGGGGAGGUGCUGAAUUUUCUUGGAGCAUUUUCAAUUUUCAGAAGGACCAAGAUGUUAGACUCAAACUAGGCCUUGAAAUGUUCGACCAGGUACCAUAUCUGCAGGUUAGGGAAAACAACUGGACUUUCAUUGCAGAUACUAAUGGUAGGUGGAAUUUGAGGUACGACCUAUGAUUAUGAAGGAGCGGAACUGGAUCUAUUCUUUUUCAGCAUAUGUGACACCAGAAGUCAUGUCCUUCGGUUUUCUGUAUUGCUGGAUACCUGGUGAACUACAUUAGUCAACGAGUAGAUGAUCAGCUCUUUAGUAAAUGUGGUUUAUUUACUG
This is a messenger RNA of Rhodamnia argentea, 811 nucleotides long. Its product is annotated as outer envelope pore protein 21, chloroplastic-like. Gene Ontology annotation, molecular function: voltage-gated monoatomic anion channel activity. Lineage: Eukaryota; Viridiplantae; Streptophyta; Magnoliopsida; Myrtales; Myrtaceae. Bases 157 to 660 code for a protein of 167 amino acids. The transcript is spliced from 5 exons. The record is from RefSeq and is a predicted model, not a curated record. Gene Ontology annotation, biological process: regulation of monoatomic anion transport.